AUGACGGAGACUGGCAAAAAUCCGAUGGAAGGAAUCAUCAAGAAGUUGAACCCUGAGGAGAUCUCAACACUGAUACAACUGAUGAGGUUGUCGGCGGGAGAGAGCUCGACAAAGCCACAACCCAAGAAGGUGGAGCUUCCACCUAUUAAUGUAAAACUUGAUGGACCCGCGACAUAUCUGAGUUGGUCGCGCCGGGUGAAAUAUACCCUUACUAGGAGGAGCCUAGAGGGAUACCUGACAGGGGAGAAGACUAAGCCGGCUGAGGACUCAGCAGGGAGAGAUGAGUGGAAGUCCACUCAUAUGUUGGUGUACAUCUGGCUUCUGAAUUAUGUAGUCCAGCCAAUUGCUGCCACAGUGGAUGGCCUUGGGAGAGUGCAUGAUGUCUGGGAGAAGCUGAGGAGGACCUGCGAUGGGGUGGGAAAUGACCUGAGGGUAUUCCAGAUCGAGAAGGAGAUCAACACUACAGUCCAGGGAGAGAGGACUGUACAGGAGUAUGCCAUAGAGCUGGAGCGCUUGUGGCUCGAUCACGAUCACUUCUCACCCCUGGCAAGCUGCAAGGACCCGGAGUGCAAGGAACGCGAGGCCUCUCUGCAGAAGAGGACUAUGUUGUUUCUUCGAGGCUUGGCUCCAGCGUAUGAGCAGAGAACGGCAUUGCUACUAACCCAGACGAAGAUCCCAUCACUGGAGGAGGCAGUCUCGGCCAUGAUAUAG
Messenger RNA from Asparagus officinalis (garden asparagus), 711 nucleotides. RefSeq lists its product as uncharacterized. The record is from RefSeq and is a predicted model, not a curated record. The transcript has a single exon. NCBI's taxonomy places the organism in Eukaryota, Viridiplantae, Streptophyta, Magnoliopsida, Asparagales, Asparagaceae. The coding region runs from base 1 to 711 and encodes 236 amino acids.